Molecule: messenger RNA, 1494 nt
Organism: Syzygium oleosum
Lineage: Eukaryota; Viridiplantae; Streptophyta; Magnoliopsida; Myrtales; Myrtaceae
Product: probable choline kinase 1
Exons: 8
Coding region: 33-1271 (412 amino acids)
Biological process (GO): phosphatidylcholine biosynthetic process; phosphatidylethanolamine biosynthetic process
Cellular component (GO): cytoplasm
Molecular function (GO): ethanolamine kinase activity; choline kinase activity
Source: RefSeq, a predicted model, not a curated record
CGCUCCUUCUUUAGUUGAUGAUCGUUGGUUGAAUGAUUCUUCCGGGGGGGUCCUUUGAUUCGUCUCUGCUUUCUUUCCAGAUUGGUUGCUUGGGGGGGGACGUGGGGGCUACGUGCUCUUCUUGGAUUGUUUUUUGGGUGGUCGCCUUGGGUAUCUGUCAACUUUCGUGUUGCGCCGGGCUGGUGAAACCUUGUGCAGAUUAUAGUCUGAGAUACGGGAUGACAGUGUUAACGAACGGAUUCCUCCAAGGUUGUCUGCCGGAGGAACUGAAGAAAGUGCUUCGGUCGGUGGCGUCCGAACUGGGGGAUGUGAUCGACGACAUGGAUGCAAUUCAGGUGGUCCCUCUGCAGGGGGCCAUGACUAAUGAGGUGUACCAGAUAAAUUGGCCGUUGAAUGAUGAGCGCGAUCUCGUCCGGAAGGUUUUGGUUAGGAUUUACGGCGAAGGCGUCGAGCUCUUCUUCAACCGGGACGAUGAGCUGCGGACGUUUGAGUGCAUGUCGAAGCAUGGGCAAGGGCCUCGUUUGCUCGGCCGGUUUUCAGUCGGAAGGGUGGAGGAGUUCAUUCAUGCAAGGACACUCUCGGCUGCUGAUCUCCGUGAUCCGGAUGUUUCUGCUCUAAUAGCAAGUAAACUGAGAGAGUUCAACAAUCUCGAGAUGCCUGGUUCGAAGAAUGUUCUCCUCUGGGACAGAAUAAGAAAUUGGCUCAAAGAAGCAAGAUCUUUGUGCACCCAUAAGGACGCAAAAGAAUUUCGUUUAGAUGCUCUGGAGGAGGAAAUUUGUUUGCUCGAGAAGGAGUUGACGAGGGACGACCAAGCCAUUGGCUUCUGCCACAAUGAUCUGCAAUAUGGAAACAUAAUGAUGGAUGAAGAGACAAGAUUGAUCACCCUUAUUGAUUACGAGUAUGCAAGUUACAACCCUGUUGCAUUUGAUAUAGCAAAUCAUUUCUGUGAGAUGGCAGCAAAUUAUCAUACCGAAACACCUCAUAUUUUGGACUUUGGCGCUUAUCCAGGCUUAGAGGAGCGCAAGAGAUUUGUGCGCAAUUACCUUAGCUCGGGAGGCGACCAACCUAACGACACUGAAAUAAACCAGCUCGUCGAAGAUGCAGAGAAGUACACCCUUGCAAACCAUCUCCAUUGGGGUUUGUGGGGUAUAAUUUCGGGCUAUGUGAACAACAUCGACUUUGACUACAGGGAGUAUGCGUGGCAAAGAAUUCAGCAAUACUGGCUGAGGAAGCCUGCUCUAUUGGGCUCGGGCCGUGUUUGCGGUGAAUAGAUAUAGACGGACACGAAGAAGCUCGACCGAAUAAGGCUGCCAUAUGAUGAUUGCUUUGCCAGAGUCUUGCGUAUAGGUCAGUGAUGUGUAGUUGGCUUGCUAUUUGUAGAAUGGAUAUAGAUUGCAUGUAUAAAAGCAUCGAGCUUCUGCGGGCGAUGUUGUAUUUGGUAUGAUAUGACUCCAAAUAUAAGAGCAAUGGUUUUUGCUGGUUUGUUUCUUCUAA